Molecule: messenger RNA, 1083 nt
Organism: Micropterus salmoides (largemouth bass)
Lineage: Eukaryota; Metazoa; Chordata; Actinopteri; Centrarchiformes; Centrarchidae
Gene: pop5
Product: POP5 homolog, ribonuclease P/MRP subunit
Exons: 5
Coding region: 198-704 (168 amino acids)
Biological process (GO): tRNA 5'-leader removal
Cellular component (GO): ribonuclease P complex
Molecular function (GO): ribonuclease P RNA binding
Source: RefSeq, a predicted model, not a curated record
CGUUUUGUGAAAUGAUAUUAACAGUCGGUGUUUUUGACAGUCUUGAUAAGAUAAGCGUUGAUGAACAGACUACAAAUCCGUGCGACGCGGUGUCUACUAUCAAAUGCACCCAGCGUCGUUGUUAACGUCCAGCGUGCGGCGCUAGCAGGCAGCUUUGUUGACGGAAGUUCCUACGGAAGAAGAGAGGAGCUGCAGCCAUGGUGCGGGCGAAGUCGAGGUAUUUACUGUGCGAAGUGAACGUUUCGGACAAGAGCCGCCUGUUGCUGCUGGAUGACCGAGCUAUUGCUGCGGCAGUGAAGGCAGCGGUGGCCCGCACACACGGGGACUACGGGGCGGCUCUCUGCAGCAUCAGAUUCGCUGUGAAGUAUCUUAAUGCGCACACUGGCAUAGUAUUCCUGCGUUUCCCCAAAAGGUCUUACAAACUCCUAUGGUCUGCAUUACCUUUCAUUACAAGUGUUGAACCCCGCGGGCAGAAAAUCCCUUGUUUCCUGAACUGUUUGCACGUGGGAGGAACAAUAAGAACAUGUCAGAAGUUUCUGAUCCGAUACAACACCCAGCAGCUCCACCGAAUGCUCCCUCAAUGUAAAAAUGAAGAAGAAAGAAAACAGGUUCGCAAAUCAAUUCUUAACUGCUCCCUCAUCGGAGGAAAGAAGGAAGCAUUUAAAGAUGAAUCAGAGAGUGAGGAAGAUGAUGGAGAAGAUUGACUUCACAAUAUGCAGGAAAAAGGCAACAGUUGUGUAAUUCUCCUUGGAUGUCUGGUUCUGACUAUUUAAGGGACUGAUUACAAAAGAAGAUGUGAAGCAUUUGAAAAAGUACAUGCUUUCAUCCUUUCUGUGGAAAGGUGGUUUACUGCAGCUGCUCCGUGGAUUUGCUACUAAAGAAAACAGACUGAGUGUAUGCCUGUGUUCAACAGAGGGACACAUUGCAUAAUGUUUGUCUCAUAAAUAAUUUGGGUUGGUAUUGUGGCCUGAUGGUCAGCAUGAAUAAUGUUUAACAGUCAGUUCAAUUGUUUGACUCUCAGAAUUACAAUCCUGUGGCUGUUUUGGAAAAGUGUCACCAAAAAUAAAACAAAUAUAAAUCACA